Lepisosteus oculatus (spotted gar) is the source of this 835-nucleotide messenger RNA. The record is from RefSeq and is a predicted model, not a curated record. NCBI's taxonomy places the organism in Eukaryota, Metazoa, Chordata, Actinopteri, Semionotiformes, Lepisosteidae.
CUGCACUGUCAACUCACUCCUCAGGCUGAAUCAUCACCCACUCUGCAAGCCAGCUGACGAGAUGACACAGAAGGCAAGUCUUCUCCUGGCCACACUGGCCAUCUGCUGCAUUGCCACAAGUUAUGCCUUACCUAUGGAAGGAAUUAUCAGUGACCUGAAGUGUAGAUGUGUGAGAUACACGUCUGCCUACAUAAAUCCCAGAAACUUCCGGCACAUCGAAAUAAUUCCCCAAGGAGCUCGUUGUCGCCGUACUGAGAUAAUUGUCACCUUGAGAAACAACAACAUUGUCUGUGUGGAUCCUCAGGCACAAUGGAUCAAUCAGCUAAUCAGUAAUGUCAUAGCACUGAAAAAAAGCACUACAGCGGAGAAAGCCUAAGGAAACAUGAAAUACUGAAGCAGAAAACGAACUUAAACUGUGAACAACGCUUAACAGAAUAUAUCACCUGCUAAAACGUUUUUUUCUCUUUUACUUAGUGCAUCCAUGCCAAGCUUUAAAUAUGUCUGCCUAUAAAGCAAAAGCUGGUAAACUGUACCAGCUGAGUUUCAAAUUACUCAACCUGGGUCUUUCUGACUACCUGUGAAUCCAAAUAAAAUGUGACCUUUAUAAAUGAAACACUGUUUAACAGCAUUAUAAGAGUUUUUUAAACUUAUGAUUAAGCUGUAGUGUUAUGCAUUUAAAAUGAUUUUCUGAUGUCUUUCAUAAAUCAAUGCUUGAAAACUGUGAAAAUUUGAACAUCUAGUAAAGUAUAAUUAAAAUACAUAUACAGUACUUAAUUGUAAUAAUCAUCUUAGAAUUGUAUAAUUAUAAGACUUUAAUAAAACAUGGCGAAAUUUU